CUGAUGGGGCGGGGCUUCCGGUCUCGUGUCCGGGGAAGACCCCGUGCCGGCUACAGGGACGUCUAGUACUGUGAGGCGGACCGAUGCGCAGAUUAGGGGUGUAUUUUUUGCACGUGGACUGACUGACUCGGGCAGUUAUCUCCACUAUCCUACGGCACCUAGACGUGUCUUUCCGCAGGUCGGGAGGGGGCCAUGGAGAGGCCGCCACCGGCGCCGCGCCCCCUCCUCGGGACGCUGGCUCCUUUCCCCCGGGUCUUUGCUGCCGGAGCUGUGGCUGCGGAUUCCGAAGCAGACGGGAAGUCUCAGAAGCUGCCUUACUAUAUCCCAGAACCCUGCUUUCCGGAAUCCGGAUGGGACCGCCUCCGGCAGCUGUUUGUCAAAGAUGACCAAGAGAGGUACUCAGAGGAGCUAGUGAAUAUCUUCAGGUCAGCAGUGUCAGCAGGCAUCAUCGGCUGCGUGUAUGGGGGAGUACCAGCUUUCAUUCAUGCUAAACAGCGCUACAUUGAGCAGAGCCAAGCAGAGACCUAUCAUAACCAAUUUGAUGCUGUACAAAGUGUGCAUCGUGCUGCCACACGAGGCUUCCUUCGGUACGGCUGGCGCUGGAGCUGGAGAACUGCAGCAUUUGUGACUGUAUUCAACUCAGUGAACACUGGACUAACUGUGUACCGAAAUAAAAAUGCCCUGAGCCAUUUUGUUGUGGCAGGAGCUGUCACAGGAAGUCUUUUCAGAAUAAACUUAGGCUUGCGAGGCUUGGUGGCUGGUGGUAUAAUUGGAGCCUUGUUGGGCACUCCUGUGGGAAGCCUGUUGAUGGCGCUUCAGAAGUACUGUGGCGAGACAGUUCAGGAGAGGAAGCAGAAGGAUCAACAGGCCCUGCAAGAGCAGAAGCUGGCAGAGUGGAGAGCCAGACUGCAAUUCACUGAGUUCCUCCCUGAGGAUAUUGAAAGUCAUUUACAGAAAAAUCAAUCCCAGGAUGAUGCUAAGAAAAUCGAAACCCUGCUGAGCCUCCCAAGAAACCCUUCAUCACUGGAUAAACAAGGCGAGGACUGAGAAUGUUCUGGAAUUGAAGCACCUGGGGGAGUUGAGAACUGCUGUAUGGCCACGUCCAUGGAUGUCAGUGCCACGCCAUUCUUAGGCCAGCCUGUGACAGGUGUGAAUGCUGGUGACUGUGGUGGCAUUGACUUGUGCUUAUUUUUUGAAUCAAGAAUUGGGCUAUUGUACUCUCAUUUUAUUUAUCCUUAAAUUUAAAUUCAUAUUUAAAUGUUUGUUGGUCUAUUGAUUGAUCUAUAUACUUAGAUUUCUUUAUCUGGAUCUUAUAAAAGUGAGUAGGGCCAGGGAUUUAGCUCAGUGGCACCGUGCCUGCCUUGCAAGCGCAAAGUCCUGAGUUCAUUCCCUGGUACCACAAAAAACAAACAAAUAAAAAGUGACUAAAACUUUUCCCAAAAGAUUAAA
Molecule: messenger RNA, 1449 nt
Organism: Heterocephalus glaber (naked mole-rat)
Lineage: Eukaryota; Metazoa; Chordata; Mammalia; Rodentia; Bathyergidae
Gene: Timmdc1
Product: translocase of inner mitochondrial membrane domain containing 1
Biological process (GO): mitochondrial respiratory chain complex I assembly
Cellular component (GO): mitochondrion
Source: RefSeq, a predicted model, not a curated record